This is a messenger RNA of Andrographis paniculata, 574 nucleotides long. Its product is annotated as glycine-rich protein HC1-like. The transcript has 2 exons. The record is from RefSeq and is a predicted model, not a curated record. The coding region runs from base 86 to 364 and encodes 92 amino acids. Lineage: Eukaryota; Viridiplantae; Streptophyta; Magnoliopsida; Lamiales; Acanthaceae.
AAUUCUCAUCUCAAACUAAUUAAUAAUUAAUACACAAAUCACUCUAAGCAUCGAUCUUUCUUGAGUUUCACACAAACUUAAAACAAUGGCGACCAAGAUAAUGGUGGUUCUGGUCCUUUUCCUCGUCUCAUCCCUCUUCAUAGCUUCGCAAGUUGCAGCCACUAAUCAACAAGCUGAGACUGAACAGCAAGGAACAGAAGGUGGAUACCAUGGAGGCGGACACCGCCACUACGGCGGAGGCGGACACUACGGCGGAGGCGGACACCACGGCGGCGGCGGCGGCUGCCGCUACCGCUGCGGACACCACUGCUGCAGCGCUGCUGAGAAGGCCGAGUUCGAUGCUCGAGCCCAGACCCAAAACUGAACACAAUUAAUUAAACAGACAGACUCAACGUGCAUCAAGAAUAAACUCCCUUCCUUAUAUAUGUAUAUGUAUGUAUGUAUGUAUGAAUAAGUUGUGUGAGAGAGAUGAUCAGUCGUCAUCUACAUCUCUGCAUCAUUCCUAUAUCGAUCGUGUAAUGCUGUGAACCUUUCUACGUACACUGCUUUAAUUUUAAUUUUAGUUUUUAUGCCA